CUUUUAUCACAAAAAAAAAAAAAAGGGAAAAACAUGUAUCUCUUCUCUGUCACCACUUAAUCAGAAACCACUGUCAGACGGUUUAACAGAGUGAGACACUCUCACACUGAACAACUCUCUGUUCAGCGUUUUUUAUAAGCAAACCAAAUUCGAAAUACCGAACCAACUUACGAACGCAACAAAAUCUAUCCCUCCUUCUCUCUCUAUAACAAUGGCAGAACCCAAAGUUAAGUAUGAUCGCCAACUCAGGAUAUGGGGUGAACAAGGACAGGCAGCACUUGAGAAAUCUAGUAUUUGCUUACUUAACUGUGGCCCUACUGGCUCUGAAACACUUAAGAAUCUUGUUCUUGGUGGGAUAGGAAGCAUCACUGUAGUUGAUGGAUCUAAAGUUGAAGUGGGUGAUCUUGGAAACAAUUUUCUGGUGGAUGAAUCAAGUGUCGGGCAGUCAAAGGCAAAAUGUGUUAGCUCAUUUCUUCAAGAGCUAAACGAUUCUGUUAAAGCAAAAUUUGUAGAGGAGUAUCCAGAGGCAUUGAUUGAGACAAACCCAUCAUUCUUUUCUCAGUUUACUUUGGUCAUUGCCACACAGCUUGUCGAAAGUUCAAUGAUAAAGCUUGAUCGAAUCUGCCGGGAGGCAAACGUUAUUUUGAUCUUUGCUCGUUCCUAUGGCCUUACAGGGUUUGUUCGAAUUAGUUUGAAGGAGCAUACUGUCAUCGAGUCAAAGCCUGAGCAUUUUCUGGAUGACCUCCGGUUAAAUAAUCCUUGGCUUGAACUAAAGAGUUUUGCAGACAGCAUUGACUUGACUGUGCAAGAUCCUGUUGCUCAUAAGCACAUACCAUAUGUUGUCAUUCUUGUCAAGAUGGCUGAUGAGUGGGCCAAAAGCCAUGGUGGUAAGCUCCCAUCAACAAGAGAACAAAAAAAGGAGUUCAAGGAUCUUUUGAAGGCCAGGAUGGUUUCACAAGAUGAAGAUAAUUAUAAAGAAGCUAUUGAAGCAUCAUUCAAAGUGUUUGCUCCCCGAGGAAUUAGUUUGGAUUUGCAGAGGAUACUAAAUGAUAGUUCUUCUGAGGUGGACUCUAAUUCAUCAUAUUUUUGGGUGUUGGUGGCUGCUCUGAAGGAAUUCAUUGCAAAUGAAGGUGGUGGGGAGGCACCACUUGAAGGAUCUAUACCGGAUAUGACAUCUUCCACCGAGCAAUAUAUUAAUUUGCAGAAUAUCUAUCUAGCUAAGGCUGAGGCUGACUUUCUUGUAAUGGAACAACUAGUGAGAAGUAUCUUGAAGAAGAUUGGUCGAGAUUCAAAUAGCAUUCCAAAGGCAACAAUUAGAAGUUUCUGUAAAAAUGCAAGAAAACUCAGAGUUUGCAGGUACCGGUCAAUUGAAGAUGAAUUUAAUUCUCCAAACAUACCUGAGUUGCAGAGGUACCUAACUGAUGAGGAUAGCAGCAUUGCUGUAGGAAUUUAUAUUUUGCUUCGUGCUGUGGACCGGUUUGCUGCUAAUUACAACAGUUUUCCUGGACAGUUUGACAGUGCAACGGAUGAGGAUAUGCCAAGAUUGAAGAGUGCAGCUAUUAGCCUCCUAAGUGACCUGGGAUGCAAUGGAGCCGCUUUGGCUGAGGACCUCAUCAAUGAGAUGUGUCGAUUUGGUGCAGCAGAGCUUCAUGCUGUGGCUGCUUUGGUUGGUGGAAUUGCAUCCCAAGAAGUGAUCAAGCUCAUAACAAGGCAGUUUGUACCGAUGUCCGGAACCUACAUCUUCAAUGGCAUUGACCACAAGUCACAGCUGUUGUCCCUGUAAUUUGAUUUCCCAAUGAUUAACUUGCUGGUAUGGUAUGGCUUCAUGGCCUUCUGCGCAGUGGUGUUGAAUGUAGAUUCUCAUUGCAAGAUUCUUGCUUGGCUUUGCCCUUUAUAGCACCCCAUUUUUGAAGCAUUUUUUACUCUACCUGCCACAAGUGGAGUCUUGUUAUGUAACGGGAAUUUUUGUAACUUAGUGCUGAUAUUUAUGUCCAAGAAAUGAUAGAUUGUAGAUUGCAUAGUUUAAGAGACAUUUGAUUACAAAAAUGGUUUGCUAACCUUAUAAAAUGCAUGCUAUUUGAUUACGUUGUAAAUUAAAAUCCCUUCAAGGCUGCAUCGAUCAAUGUAAUGUAAGCUAGGGAAUACGUUAUCAUGCCUA
Arachis ipaensis is the source of this 2158-nucleotide messenger RNA. Its product is annotated as NEDD8-activating enzyme E1 regulatory subunit AXR1. NCBI's taxonomy places the organism in Eukaryota, Viridiplantae, Streptophyta, Magnoliopsida, Fabales, Fabaceae. Gene Ontology annotation, cellular component: cytoplasm. Gene Ontology annotation, molecular function: NEDD8 activating enzyme activity. Gene Ontology annotation, biological process: protein neddylation. The record is from RefSeq and is a predicted model, not a curated record.